AUGGCGGGCAUCGGCGACGGAACGAUCCGCCAGACUUCGACGGAACGCAUUUACCUUCUAAGGCGCAUUACGGGCAUCCGGCGACCCUUCUCGACGGCGCAUUUGGCUAAGGCGCAUUCCGGUGUCGGCGACGGCGAACGAAGGCCCGCUUCGACGGAAAAGCAUUUGAAUUCUAAGGCGCAUGGCGGGCAUCCGGCGACCGCGAACGAAGGCCGCGUAAAAGCAUUUGAAUUCUGGUUAUUAUCUAUCUAUCUAUCUAUCUAUCUAUCUAUCUAUCUAUCUAUCUAUCUCAGUGUAUACAUAUCUCUCUCGAUCAAGCUAGCUAUCUGUCUGCCUAUCUAUCUAUCUAUCUAUCUAUCUAUCUAUCUAUCUAUCACAUUUUUGUAUCUGUCUCGCUUCUAUUUCUUUCUUUCUUUCUUUUUUUCUAUCUAUCUAUCUAUCUAUCUAUCUAUCUAUCUAUCCCUCUAUCUAUCUAAUCAGCUAGUUACCUCAUUUUUGUAUCUGUCUCUCUGUCUUCUCAUAUCUACAUGUCUAUUUUUAUCUAUCUAUCUAUCUAUCUAUCUAUCUAUCUAUCUAUCUAUCUAUCUAUCUAUCUAUGUCAGACUGUUCAUUAUAUAUUUCUCGCCAGCUAACUAG
Molecule: messenger RNA, 636 nt
Organism: Acanthosepion pharaonis
Lineage: Eukaryota; Metazoa; Mollusca; Cephalopoda; Sepiida; Sepiidae
Source: the annotation of a GenBank genome assembly